Molecule: messenger RNA, 1375 nt
Organism: Laetiporus sulphureus 93-53
Lineage: Eukaryota; Fungi; Basidiomycota; Agaricomycetes; Polyporales; Laetiporaceae
Exons: 4
Coding region: 39-1049 (336 amino acids)
Molecular function (GO): protein binding
Source: RefSeq, a predicted model, not a curated record
CUCCUUCAGCAACCACUGCGUUCUAUCAGAGCACAAAGAUGGCAUCUAGCGUUGACGAUUCACCACGGCAACCUCUUCUGGAAACUUUGGCUGCAAGGUUGUCUACAGAGAUGGGUUCCAUGAGUUUGGAACAGUUGUUAUCGUUGGAGGCAACCCUCUUGUCGUCCUUGGCGCAGGUCAGAGGCUCGAUCAACAUGACCGUGUCGCCGGCAAACCGUCUACCUGUGGAGAUUCUUGCGCGCAUUUUUGAACACGUGCCGAAGCUUGUCCCAUUCCAUCAAUACAAUACACGCUGGGGACAUGGUGUCCGUGACUUUCGCACCCUACUGAAGGUCACGCAUGUGUGCCGACGUUGGCGAGACAUUGCACUGUCGAUGCAAACCCUCUGGGGUCACAUAUCGAACGGUGACCGAGACCCCCGUGUCUGGCAAGAGAUUCUGGAACGAUCAGGAGACAAGGCCUUACAUGUUUCCCUCAAUCAUUCCAUCGACCAAUCGCUUGCCACAAUAUUCGAGUCUUCACCUUCGCGUCUGGUCGAGCUACACCUUCAUUUUUUCAGAGGUUGGAUCUUAGCAUCGUCUCUGAACUUUUCAGUUCCAAACUUGAGGAAACUGACCAUUGAGGAGGCCUGCUUUUCACCUUAUGUGCAGAAUCGGAGCGGAGCUCCGACUAUUUUCAAAGGGAUCGCACCCACAUUGCGAUCUAUGGAGCUCCGUGGGACUGACGUGUUCCCAAAUCUUCGUUUACCAAAUCUGACUCACCUCAGUCUGGACCACUGCUCCCGAACCAGCGGUUCUCAGACAUUGCUAUCGUUACUUUCAAGGGCCCCGAACCUGGUUCACCUCGUGAUCUUCGAUUCCGAACUCUACAAUCACCCGCGGCCGGCACCCGAGGCCUUGACUCAAUCCGUGCCCCUUUCGAAGCUUCGUCGACUAGAUAUAUACACAGAUGGGGAUCUGCAUCAGAUAUAUAGCCAAAUGGCAUCAUCCUCAUCUGCAGAUUGUUUCCGGGUUGCCCGUUACAGCGAGCAUCACUCGAGUAUCUGUUGAUGUGAAGGCUCUCCGCUGGUUCAGCAGACAACGCUUUCGUGUUUUGGGUGCUGGUCCUACUGGUAGCAUAUGCCUCGAGCAGCACGCUGUUGACCAGGACACAUGGGCUGAGGACCUGUUGGAACUUUUCUGCCCGGCGCAGGUACAAGAGAUAUGGCUGUCGAAGAGAUGGAGGCAAUUACCGGAGCACACAUUGGUCGCGCUGUUGCGAUGCGCGCCAGACUUGAAAAAGCUCGUGUUGAACGUAGACCACGUCGACGAGCUGCUCGAGGUCCUGAUGCUCAGCGAUCGCCGUCUCGAGAUGAUAUGUCCCAAUCUUGAAACUC